UUCUCAAGAUGGGUCCCUGCGGCGGCCCCCGUGGCGACGCCUGGAAGAUGGACGUGCGCGGCGGCGACCGCAUCGUCAAGGUAAUACUGUGGCAUGCAGGCGCCGUCGACGCCAUCUCGGUGUCUUACGAGCGGGACGGCCGGAUUGAGCAGACGGAGCACUGGGGAAAACUUGAGGGUCGACAGCGCUCAGAGAUCUGUCUGGAGCCGGAUGAAUACCUCACCGCUAUGAAAGGGCAUGUGGGCGAGUUUGGUGGCUCUUUCCUCGUCGGAGCGCUUACUUUAGUUGGCAACCGGCGCUCCUUCGGACCAUACGGGACACGGAAAGGCCCGCCGUUCGAGCUGCCAGCGGCGGGCGGCAGGAUAGUUGGCUUCCACGGGCGCUCCGGAGGCCUCAUUGACGCACUUGGCAUUUACGUUGAAACGGACAACUAAACUCUUCUAUAUCUGUGAUGAUUGAUCCUAGCAUGUGAACAGAUUUAGACGGCCGCACUAUUGUUAAUUUGGACAACCUAUCUUUUUUCUGAAUGUUUGUUAGCCUUGUGCUUCUUCUGUU
Messenger RNA from Aegilops tauschii subsp. strangulata, 555 nucleotides. Its product is annotated as jacalin-related lectin 19-like. Gene Ontology annotation, molecular function: carbohydrate binding. Lineage: Eukaryota; Viridiplantae; Streptophyta; Magnoliopsida; Poales; Poaceae. The record is from RefSeq and is a predicted model, not a curated record.